AUGAUCGAGUCCCCCGGCGCCGCCGAGCUCGCCGUCUCAUUCUUCUGUUUCCCGCCGCGCGGCGUCCACGGGUCCGCCGACAUAGUGGUGCGCACCUCAGCCUACGGCAUCGACAAUGGCUACCUGGCGCAGGUUGACGAGGAGCUGCUGGUGAUGUGCAAGGUGGAGACGGCGGCAAGGCUGGCGGAGAUCAAGGCGAUCGCUAGCGUCGAGGGGGUCGACGUGGUGCAGAUGGAUCUGAGCGCGAGCAUGGGGCAUCUGUGGGAUCUGAGGGAUGCGAUGAAGGAGGCGGAGAGAAAAUUGGGGAGGAAUCGAGGCUCUGAUUCAAAAUAUUUUUAA
Molecule: messenger RNA, 339 nt
Organism: Phoenix dactylifera (date palm)
Lineage: Eukaryota; Viridiplantae; Streptophyta; Magnoliopsida; Arecales; Arecaceae
Source: RefSeq, a predicted model, not a curated record